Messenger RNA from Polyodon spathula (Mississippi paddlefish), 4537 nucleotides. RefSeq names its product ATP-dependent RNA helicase DDX42-like. NCBI's taxonomy places the organism in Eukaryota, Metazoa, Chordata, Actinopteri, Acipenseriformes, Polyodontidae. The record is from RefSeq and is a predicted model, not a curated record. The transcript is spliced from 19 exons. Bases 108 to 2765 code for a protein of 885 amino acids. Gene Ontology annotation, molecular function: nucleic acid binding; RNA helicase activity; ATP binding.
ACACAAGUUUGCCGUGACGUAGGACACAGACUGAGGACGGAUUGAAGAUUUUGGUACAAACAAGAAUCGCACACUGGCGUACAGCUUCACUCAACUGCACAGGGACCAUGAACUGGAAUAAAGGCGGGACGGGGGGCAAGCGUGGGUUUGGUUUUGGGGGGUUUGCCCUGGCCUCGGGGAAGAAGGAGGAGCCCAAAGCCCAGAAGGUGUCGCACUCUGCUUUCCCGCCACCGGCGACGGGGGUCUAUGGGAAGGGGCAGCAGCUCCCAGCGUUCUAUAAGAUUGGGUCGAAGAGAGCCAACCUGGACGAGGAGAAUGCGUACUUUGAGGAUGAUGAGGAGGACUCCAGCAGUAUGGACCUGCCCUACAUCCCUGCUGAGAACUCCCCGACUCGGCAGCAGUUCCAGAACAGAACCGGGGGCUCAGACAGCGAGGAGGACCCCCUGGAUGCCUUCAUGGCUGAAGUGGAGGACCAGGCUGCCAGAGAUAUGAGAAGACUUGAAGAAAAAGACAAAGAAAAGAAAAAUGCAAAGGGUAUUCGUGAUGACAUUGAGGAGGAAGAUGACCAUGAGGCCUAUUUCCGCUACAUGUCUGAGAACCCAAUGGCGGGGGUGAUUGCGGACGAGGAGGAGGAUUCCAUCGAGUACGACAGUGACGGGAACCCUAUCGCCCCCACCAAGAGGAUCAUCUGCCCGCUGCCCCCUAUCGACCACUCCGAGAUCGAUUACGCCCCCUUCGAGAAGAACUUCUUCGAGGAGCACGAGGAGCUGACCAGCCUCACCCCCGAACAAGUGGUGAAUCUGAGGCAGAAGCUGAACCUGCGGGUCUCCGGUGCAGCCCCUCCUAAGCCCUGCACCAGCUUUGCACACUUCGGCUUCGACGAACAGCUCAUGCACCAGAUCCGCAAGUCAGAGUACACCAAGCCCACCCCCAUCCAGUGCCAGGGUGUUCCCAUCGCGCUGAACGGCAGGGACAUGAUCGGCAUCGCCAAGACCGGCAGUGGGAAGACUGCUGCCUUCAUCUGGCCCAUGCUGGUGCACAUCAUGGACCAGAAGGAGCUGCAGCCUGGGGACGGGCCCAUUGCCGUCAUCGUGUGCCCCACCAGAGAGCUGUGCCAGCAGAUCCACGCAGAGUGCAAGCGCUUUGGAAAAGCCUAUAACCUGCGCUCUGUGGCCGUGUACGGAGGCGGCAGCAUGUGGGAGCAGGCCAAGGCUCUCCAGGAGGGGGCCGAGAUCGUGGUCUGCACCCCGGGGCGCCUCAUUGACCACGUGAAGAAGAAGGCCACGUCUUUGCAGAGGGUCACCUACCUAGUGUUCGACGAGGCUGACCGCAUGUUUGAUAUGGGCUUCGAAUACCAGGUCAGAUCGGUUGCCAGUCACGUUCGACCAGACAGACAGACCCUUCUGUUCAGUGCCACCUUUCGCAAGAAGAUUGAAAGGCUGGCCCGAGACAUCCUGGUGGACCCCGUCCGUGUGGUGCAGGGAGACAUCGGGGAGGCCAACGAGGACGUGACCCAGCUGGUGGAGGUCAUGCCCAGCGGGCUGGAGAAGUGGGGCUGGCUGACCCGGCGCUUGGUGGAGUUCACCUCUGCCGGCUCUGUGCUCAUCUUUGUCACUAAGAAGGCGAACUGUGAAGAGCUGGCCACCAACCUGAACCAGGAGGGCUGGACCAUCGGGAUGCUGCACGGGGACUUGGACCAGAGUGAGAGGAACAGGGUCAUCUCAGACUUCAAGAACAAGAGCCUACCUGUGCUGGUAGCCACCGACGUGGCAGCCCGUGGCCUGGACAUCCCCUCCAUCAAGACCGUGGUGAAUUACGACGUGGCUCGUGACAUCGACACACACACCCACCGAAUUGGGCGCACGGGGCGAGCUGGGGAGAAGGGCGUGGCGCACACCCUGCUGACACACAAGGACACCACCUUCGCAGGAGACCUGGUCCGCAACCUGGAGGGAGCCAAUCAGAGCGUGAGCAAGGAGCUGAUGGACCUGGCCAUGCAGAACCCCUGGUUCCGGAAGUCCCGAUUCAAAGGAGGGAAAGGGAAGAAGCUGAACAUCGGCGGCGGGGGGCUGGGGUACAGGGAGAGGCCUGGCCUGGGAGCAGACACCUCGGAGUGCGGUGGCAGUACUGUGAUGAGCAACUAUGAAGCAUACAGGCCUGCUUCCGGAGCCAUGGGGGACCGCAUGUCUGCAAUGAAGGCUGCUUUCCAGUCUCAGUUCAAGAACCAGUUUGUGGCAGCCUCCGGUUUCCCUCCUAAGCUGACCCCUGCUAACAGCAGCUCGGAGGGCUGGACCAGCGCGGGCAGCCUGAGCUCUGUUCCCACAGGAAUGCCCCAGGGGGGACCCGGCCAGGAGAGGCUGCAGACCACGCCCUCUGGGGGGGCUCCAGGCUCCCUGGCACUAGGGGGUAGGAUGGCAGGCUUCUCCAGCGCCGGGACCCUCCACUCCCUCCCCGAGAGCUACCACGCCCCGGAACCCCCUCCCCCUGCCCCGCGAGAGGCCAGCAAGGAGCGCCAUGGAGACAGCAGGGGGCGCCAUGCAGAAAGGGACCGCUAUGCAGACAGGGACCGCCAUGCAGACUCCAGCCGACAGGGAACAGGAUACGGCAGCAGCAGCCGCCACGGAGAAAGUCGCAACGGAGAGAGCACCCGAAGAGACAGGGAGGGCCGGGGGGAGAGAGGGAGCAGCGACAGGGGAGGCAGCAAGGAAGACAGUUUUGCCAUCCCAGAUCCCCCGAAGCGCAAGAAGAGCAGGUGGGACAAUUGAGGUGGAAGGAGAGAAGGGAGGACACAUGGCUGGGCUGGUCACUUUAUUAGGAAACCCACCCCCAUGUUGUUGGAAUGAGCCCAAUCUAAACUUUUUUUUUUUUUCUCUCUCAAGUCAGACUCCAUACAGAUCUGCCGCAAAUGCAUUUUAAAUUUUUUUUUUUUAAAGAAGAUUUCUCAUCAGAGGUGCAGGUUGAUUCACACAAGCCUGUCUGGUGUGGUAGGAGAGCACUGUAGCACAGUGAUAGGGAGCUACAACAGCCCAAACUGGGGCUGAUAUCAAUGUGGGGGAGCUGGAGUUGCAUUGGUAUUAGCCCUGCCUGUCCUACAGCAGUGCUCUUCUGUCCAUGACUGACAUCACUUACCCUAAGGAAAGGGGGGGGAGGGGGCCCAGAUGUCCCUGAUACUGUGACUGGGGGAGGGGUACGUGUAGCAGGAGGGGUGUUAUUUAGGUCAAGUGAAGCUUGUUUUUGAUAUUCUGUGAGGGUGUAUAUUCCAUUGUGAAAUUCUUAUUAAAGAGAGAGGGGGAUGGUAUUGAGAGAAAUCGCUUUGUUGAAGUGUCUGAUUGGUACUUUUUCAGGGCUUAUUUACAAACUAUUGCGCGGCCGCAGAGCUUCUUUCUUGUUACUGUUGUUGUUGGGGCAGGUUCGGUGUGUUUUGCUCCUGUGUUGUUUUGUUUGGUCUGUUUUCAGAAAGGUUGCUUCAGUUUGUGUGGAGAGUGAAGCUGAUCGGAGGCUGUGGGACAGGGGACCGGGACCGUGUCCUCCCUCCCCUGUACACAAUAAUUACAGAUCGUAUCGUUCUGUGAUCACUUGGUGAAAUGUUUACAGCUGCCUCUGUUUAAUUUGUAUUAUUAUGUAAAGGCUGUGUAGAUGGCUAUAGGAAAGAGAACUCCACGCAACACUGCAGAGACACUGUAUAGAUGUCUAUAGGAAAACCAAGCUCUUUUUCUGAAAGGGUACUGAAUGGUUCUCUUUGUUUCUAGUUACUUGGUGUGUUAAUUAAAUUCGUACCAGUUUCUAAAAAUUUAAUUGCAGCACUAAACCAGUUGCAGGAGGCAGCACUGGUAAAUGCCUUUAAAGAAAAAUAAAAAUAAUAAAAUGAAGUAAAACCUGAUCUAUCUGCAGAGCUUGAAGUGACCUGCUGGACACAUGAGGGCUAAGAUUAUUAAAACUUUUCUUUUACUGUUGGCCCAGUUCCAUAGGGCUGUGCUGUUCUGAUAGCUUUGUUCUUCAGUGCCCUGCCCGCCAGCACCGGUAUAGAGCCUGUGUGUCUGCUGUAGAUAGGCAGCGCUCGUCUCCUCACAGAGACUCGGUUCAGUAUAGAGAAGCCUGUGUGUCUGCUGUAGAUAGGCAGCGCUCGUCUCCUCACAGAGACUCGGUUCAGUAUAGAGAAGCCUGUGUGUCUGCUGUAGAUAGGCAGCGCUCGUCUCCUCACAGAGACUCGGUUCAGUAUAGAGAAGCCUGUGUGUCUGCUGUAGAUAGGCAGCGCUCGUCUCCUCACAGAGACUCAGGUUUGUGUGUCCCAUGUCUCCCUAAAUGGCACCCCUGUACCACCAGCCGCUCACUCCUUCAGCAGACACUCUCGCACACUCCCAUCUGGAACAGCAAAGUGGACAGUAAGCCAAACAAACAACACAGAAUUGUACAGAGAAACUGGUGUAUUCAUAGUUUUGAUUUGGUUUCUCUCUGGUUGAAGAGGAAAAUGCAGUUUGUGCUUGAAAAACAAUUGCUGUCUCUGUUUCUGUGAAAUAAAAUUCUUAAACUACUAAAA